Molecule: messenger RNA, 1122 nt
Organism: Geodia barretti
Lineage: Eukaryota; Metazoa; Porifera; Demospongiae; Tetractinellida; Geodiidae
Source: the annotation of a GenBank genome assembly
AUGGUAAGCCUGUCGAACCAGCUGAGCGGGGAGAUACCGCCGGAAUUGGGCAACCUAGCAAACCUGACACGGCUGAAGCUCUCAGAUGACCAACUGAGCGGGUGUUUGCCAAGCAGGCGGAACGGAAGGCGAAUCGCCGACGGGUCAGAGGACUGUUCGAGGUUUCCGGACAAGAUUCACACCGGCGAGUUGAAUACCGUCAGGUCGGAAGCGUCCCUGAUUUUCUCAGAUUAUGGCGAGCCCGUGAACAUCCAGGAGCCCUGGCCGCUGGCCCCCUCCGGCGUCGGGCAAAAAGGAGCAGACUUUAUGGAACUACGGGAAGCAGUCAAAUCCGGUUUAGACAACCUGACCAACUUCGAGGGACGGGCGACCCGGUCGGAAUUCUGGUGGUACUGGGCAGCAAUUGCCGUCCCGGCCAUCAUCCUGUCCAUGAUAUUUUCAUCGUUUAUCCCCCUCGUGGGGGCGCUCAUCGGGCUGGCCGCGACCGGGCUCGCCCUCUCAGCGGCCGUGCGGCGACUGCACGAUUCCGGACGACCCGGAAUGUGGAUGGUGCCUUUCGUCGUCGUGACCUCCUUGCUUACCCUCGUGGCCUUUAUCGCCCUGUUUUCGGGGGCCUGGGUGCUGGCGCUCCUGGCGAGCUAUGUGGGAGCGGUCAUCCAGCUAGUCGUGGGCUUGGUGGUGCUGUACUUUUUGGUCCAGCCAAGCGAUACCGGCUCCAACCGGUCCGCGGUCCUCCUUGCGUGUGUCUUGGUGUCCGUGCUGCUGUUGGCUGCCUGCGGAGGUGGGGGCGGAGCGAAAGACAUCGCGGAACAAACGUGGGACUGCAUGGCCGAGAACGCCGAGAACCCUGAGAUUUUCGAGCAAAGCAUGCUCAUGAUGCUUCCCACAGCGAGCAACCUUGAAGAGGCGAAGGAAAUGUACAUCUACCGGGAAAGCACCUGCUUCGGGCGCUUGCGCGAGCUGAAGAUGAUUGUAGACCUGCUGUCCCGGGGAGGCGGUCACCGUAUUCACUGCUUGGUCAGCGACACCGCCGGGUACGGCAGCCUCAGCCGCCGCGACCGCAUCGUGGAGACCGUCGGCAGGGAACUGCUCGCCAUGAUGUCCUGGAUGGCCCCCAAGUAA